Stomoxys calcitrans (stable fly) is the source of this 1828-nucleotide messenger RNA. RefSeq names its product syntaxin-12 (gene Syx13). Gene Ontology annotation, molecular function: SNAP receptor activity; SNARE binding. Gene Ontology annotation, cellular component: SNARE complex; membrane; endomembrane system. The transcript is spliced from 3 exons. Gene Ontology annotation, biological process: vesicle-mediated transport; vesicle fusion; intracellular protein transport. The record is from RefSeq and is a predicted model, not a curated record. Bases 344 to 1213 code for a protein of 289 amino acids. Lineage: Eukaryota; Metazoa; Arthropoda; Insecta; Diptera; Muscidae.
CUGUCUUCUUCGGAUGAAUUUCCCUUUUCGCUCGAAGUGUUUGUUUUUUAAGUGCUAAUCCAGAACAACGACCGCAGUAUUUUUGGCUUGUGUAGUUUUUCAAAUUAAAUUCGCUAAAAACCCAUUAGAAUAUUACGCAUUUUUAUUCCUUUUUAAUUUACGUCAUCGUUGAUUGUUGCAAAAUCAAAUAGUGCUGAAAGGAUCAUCUCCAAACUAAGUUGUUGCCCAUACAUGGUUCAGAUACUUAAGUUGUGAUUUACCAUCGAUUGAUUAUAAACAACACAAAUUAAUUAAUUUGAGAUUAUAAGGUGUGUCGGAGAGAUUUAAUUCUCUGAACGCUGAAAUGUCUCAAAAUCUCAAUAAUACUUCUUCGUCACAUCGCGAUUAUGGCGCCACUUCAAGUACAACCGCAAACAUGAUCGGUUCUGGCGGCUCAUCGUCAUCAAUUCCUGAUGUGAAUUUUUCCGGCUUCAGCCCGACUGAGUUUAUGUCGCUCAGUGAAGACAUUGGUCAUAACAUACAAGCCAUCAACUCGUCUUACAAACAAUUGGAUAAAAUUCUACAAAUUAUUGGCACGCCACGCGAUCAACAAUCAACACGUGAUAAGGUUCAUGAUAUUCAUACCAAGGCCAAUCCUCGCAUUGAAGCCACCAGUAUUGAUUUUCAACGGCUAACGGCAAUUGUUCGCCGUGGAGACAAGCAACAAAAGUUGCAAUUGGAAAAGCUAUAUAAUGAUUUUUGCACAGUGGUGGAAAAGUACUCCAUAAUUCAGAAACGCAUUGCUGUAGCCAUGCGUCAGACAUAUUCGCAAAACCAAUUGGCCCAAAUGCAGGAGCAACAGAAGCCCAAUGACAAUGAGAGGCAAAUGUUGUUGCGACGGCAAAUGCAAGUGGAACAACAAGAAAUGCAAUUUGAACACGAUUUGCUGGUGGAUCGUGAAAGACAGAUUAAACAAAUAGAGGCUGAUAUUUUAGAUGUUAAUUCAAUAAUGCGUACCAUGAGUACUUUGGUGCAGGCCCAAAGCGAAGAUGUGGAACGUAUUGAAACCUCUGUGGAAACUACCGCUGCAGAAGUGGAACUUGCCCGAGAAGAGUUGGCGAAAGCCGCAAAUCAUCGUCAGAGUUAUCGCCGUAAAAUUUUAAUUCUUUUAGCCAUCGCUGUGAUAAUAGGCCUAAUCGUUACUGGUAUUAUUGUCAGUAAAUUGACCAGUUAAAGCACCCAGUGUAACAAUAAUUGUGUGAUUUAAUGAAAUCCUUUUCUGCCUAAAUGUUGGAAAACAAACAAUGAAACGGAGUGACAAACAUAGUUCACUUCGGUCAAUCUUAACGUAGUAAUAUCGUAUCAAAUAAAACAAGAAAUAAUGGAUUUUAUGAAUGAAAGCGCAUUAUGAAUGCCCUGUUGAAAUUAUGAAUAGAUAUUGUUACUAUUCACUGAUAAUUAUUUGAAUGUUGUUUUGCAAAAUAUUUAUUAUUUAGAUUAUUUAUUUAAUCUAUAUGAAAUGAUACAAAUCCUUAUGUAGUAACCAGAUUUUUAUUGCAAUUAUCAUUUCUUUAUUGCACUAUUUGUUAUUCUUAUACUUAUUUAAUGAUUCUACCUAUGUAUUUACAUAUUUAUGUAUAUAAUGAUUUUUGUAAAACUUAAAUUAAAUUUAAUUUAUUUUACAUACCUUUCCCAUUUCUUUUAAAAAUUUAUAACAUUCUCUUAGCUGUCUUACUCUGGAGUACAUAAAAAUGUAUGUACGUAGUUAACAAUUCGGAAACAUUUAUUAUACCACUUCAAAACAAAAAAAGAAAUUGGGAAUAAAACGAUAAAGAAAUUGAAAAUGGGA